Coregonus sp. 'balchen' is the source of this 10423-nucleotide messenger RNA. NCBI's taxonomy places the organism in Eukaryota, Metazoa, Chordata, Actinopteri, Salmoniformes, Salmonidae. The record is from the annotation of a GenBank genome assembly.
UUCCAGCUGAACCCCAGCCUGACCGGUGUGAUCCCGGAGAGCGGCCUCCUCAUUUGCAUCGGUUGGGUCCUGGGGGGCAUCAUCUGUGGGGCAAACAAGGCGCAGACCUUCAGGCUGCAGCCCUUCACCUUCUUCUUCUACCUGCUGCCCCAGAUCAUCCUGGACGCGGGCUACUCCAUGCCCAACAAGCUGUUUUUCAGCAACUUGGGCACCAUCCUGGUUUACGCUGUUAUUGGCACCUGCUGGAACGCUGCCACUUUGGGACUCGCCCUUUGGGGGUGCUGGUUGGGCGGGGCAAUGGGUAAGGCGGCCAAUGUGUGUGUCCCAAAUAGCACCCUAUUUCCUAUUCUAGUGCACUACUUUUGACCAGGGGGCCGUAGAGCAGAUCAACAUAAAAUAUGGGUUCUAUAGUUUUCCGAUGAUUGAAACUGGCAUUUGUGAGGUCGUCAAUCAGAGUACAUGUGUAAGGUAGAUGAAAGGUCUGAGAUCAUAAUACCUUUUACCCUGGGCCUCUGUAGGCGAUAUCGACAUUGGCCUCCUGCAGUUGCUGCUGUUUGGGAGUCUGAUUGCUGCUGUGGACCCCGUGGCUGUGAUUGCCGUGUUUGAGGAGGUCCAUGUCAACGAGGUCCUGUACAUUCUGGUGUUUGGGGAGUCCCUUCUCAACGACGGCGUCACAGUGGUCAGUCUGACUAACUUCAUUAUCCUCAUUUAUCAUUAUUAGGCUGCGUCCCAAAUUGAACCCUUUUCCCUAUGUCAGCAUACUGACCAAGAACGGUGUCAAUAUGGAACGGGGGCCUACAUAUAUAUAUAUAUAUAUUUUUGAACUCAGUAGGGCUUUCAACUUACUCUUCUUGAAAGUUGUAAUAGUAGAAUACACAAGCUGCAAUUUUGUAAUUUCGCUGCGCUUCAGCAGUUUUACUCUGUCAUUGCUGACCUUAAAGAGCUAUUUAUGACAGUUGAUCAACUAGCCCAUAUCAGCUAACAUUUUUUAGCUAGGUUUUUCAGCCCACUGAUUUUGUUGUAACGUUUGAGUCGCUCAGAUAUCACAUGAACACACAUAAGACAUGCCAAAAUGUGUACAAUUGAAGGAAAUUAGCUUUAGAACUGCAAAAUGUUCUCUCCACCCCAUGGAAAAAUUUAUAGAAUUGCAGGAAAUGAGCUUUAAAACUGCAAAAUGUUUCUUCCACCCAAUGGCAAAAUUAGAAGUUGGGGUUUGUUACUACGCUGAUAAUGACAAUAUCCAUCCGGACCUUAGCCGUCCUAGGAGAUUUGUGUGAUUGGACCUUCUCAAAUAGUAUUUGAAUACCCCUGUCCUACUGUAUAUAGUGCACUACUUUUGGUCAGGGCCCAUAGGCACUUUUGAUCAGGUUCCCUUCAGUUGGUAGCCUACAGUUCAUAUAAUUUCAUUCCAUUUGCUAAAUCUGUAAACGCUGUCACAUCCGUGUUGUUGUUGCUGAGGAUCACUAGUAAUAGUUGAUCAUAUUUCAUGUAAAACAUAUUUUACAUGUAGGCUAAUUAAAUCAUUAUCGAGUGCAGACCAAGCCGUAACAGUUUGAACCUGAGGCAUGGCGCAAUACUUAGCCGUGCAAUCCCACUGAGCACACCACGUCAUUUCAACGUGGACAUUUGGGUAAUAUUUGGUUGAGAUGUUGACCAAUGAGAUUUAAACCUUUAUUCACCCACUCCAAAAUACAUUUGUUGAAUUCCUAAUGUGCACAACCAAAUUCCAAUUGAUAAACUGUCCGAUUUUUGGUUUAGUUAUCAUCUAAAUGUGUCAUCACUGCGCUUUCAACCAUUUAAAAGCACAACAAAGUUUAAAUGGGAAUACAAUGUCCGAAUAGUUUUUAUUUAUACAACAACUGAAUGUAUUAUCACUGUGCUUCAUCUAGAAAUGCAACCAAAUGACCUGGAUUGCAGUUGAGAUUACAGUGCAUUCGGAAAGUGCAUUCGGAAAGUAUUUUUCCACAUUUUGUUACGUUACAGCCUUAUUCUAAAAUGUAUUAAAUAAAUAAAAAUCCUCAGCAAUCAACACACAAUACCCCAUAAUGACAAAGUGAACAGGUUUAAUUGUUUUGUGCAAAUGAUUUACAAAUAAAAAAAACUAUUCAAACCCUUUGCUAUGAGACUCGAAAUUGAGCUCAGGUGCAUCCUGUUUCUAUUGAUCAUCCUUGAGAUGUUUCUACAAAUUGAUUGGAGUCCACCUGUAGUCAAUUCAAUUGAUUGGACAUGAUUUGGAAAGGCACACACCUGUCUAUAUAAACCUGUUUUUGCUUUGUCAUUAUGGGGUAUUGUGGAUCAAUUUUAGAAUAAGGCUGUAACCUAACAAAAUGUGGGAAAAAGUCAAGGGGUCUGAAUACUUUCCGAAUGCACUGUACAUUAGAAGUACAUAGUGCAAGUGAUCAAUGCUGUUUGAGAUUCUGCUCAGAUUAUUAUAGCAAUUGUGAAGAUCAAUACAGACCUGCAACCUUUUCAUGCUAUCUUGAACAUUAAUGCUUUCUAUGAUAACAUAAGAAGACAUUUAGUUAAAGUAACUUCAAUGUGACCAUGGAUAUGUUACUCAUUUUAAGGUUGAAUAAAUACUGUUACAUUAGUUCGUAAGAUAGGCUAUUUACUGUAUUACAAAAGUAAUAUUGAAUGGUGUUUGGUUAACAACACAACCAAAUAUUAAAAUCUAAAGGAGAUGUCUCUAAUGCUUGUAUAAUUUGAGAUGGAGACGUGAAUCCAACAUAUCAAUUAUUAAUUUGUAGACAAACUGGAAUUAAAGCCAGGCUAAGUCAGUGGCACAGAAGAUACAUCUCCUUCAAAUGUGUGGACAACCAAACAAAAUUCAAUUUCACUUUUGCAAUACAGUAAAUAGCUUAUUAAGUUGGCGACAAGUUAACAAAGAAUAUGUUGGAUUUACGACUCCAACUAAACCAAAAAUAAAAGUUAAAGAAUAGGAUUAAGACAUCUCCUUCAAAUGUUGAUAUUUGGUUGCUUUGACAAUCAAAAACAAUUCAAUAAUCCAGUUUGUCUACAAAUUAAUAAAUUAUAUGUAGGAUUCACAUCUCCAUCUCAACCAAAAAUCGAAGUUAAAGAAUAGCACUAAAUCAAAUCAAACUUUAAAUGAAAUUAGUCCUAUUAUUUAACUUAGAUUUAUUUUUAUUGAGAUGGAGACGUGAAUACAACAUUAAUGAUUAACCUGUAGAUUAAACUUGAAAACAACCAAAGCUUGAAACCCUAGGCUUGUAUGUAUUGUCUAUUUUUGGUUGAAUACUGGGUUGAAAUAGUAUCAUUUUUAUUUAUUAUGGAUCCCCAUUUCUUGGGAUCCAGCAAAAUUAAGGCAGUUAUACAAUUUAAAAAACAGUACAUUACAAUACAUUCAUAACAGAUUUCACAAUACACUGUGUGCCCUCAGGCCCCUACUCCACUACCACAUAUCUACAACACAAAAUCCAUGUGUAUAGUGCGUAUGUUAUCAUGUUUGUGUCUGCGCAUAUGUUUGUGUUGCUUCACAGUCCCCGCUGUUCCAUAAGGUGUAUUUUUAUCUGUUUUUUUUUUCAAUCUAAUUUUAUUGCUUGCAUCAGUUACUUGAUGUGGAAGAGUUCCAUAUAGUCAUGGCUCUUUGUAGUACUGUGCGCCUCCCAUAGUCUGUUCUGGACUUGGACUGUGAAGAGACCUCUGGUGGCAUGUCUUGUGGGGUAUGCAUGGGUGUCCGAGCUGUGUGCCAGUAGUUCAAACAGAUAGCUCGUAGUGAUGAAGUCAAUCUCUCCUCCACUUUGAGCUGCAGAGAUUGACAUGCAUAUUAUUAAUGUUAGCUCUCUGUGUAGAUCCAAGGGCCAGCAGUGCUGCCCUCUUCUGAGCCAAUUGCAAUUUUCCUAAGUCACUCUUUGUGGCACCUGACCACACGACAGAACAGUAGUCCAGGUGCCUGUAGGACCUGCCUUGUUGAUAGUGCUGUUAAGAAGAUAGAGCAGCGCUUUAUUAUGGACCGACUAAUCCCCAUCUUAGCUACUGUUGUAUCAAUAUGUUUUGACCUUGACAGUUUAAAAUCCAAGGUUACUCCAAGCAGGUUAGUCACCUCAACUUGCUCAAUUUCCACAUUAUUUAUUACAAUAUUUAGUUGAGGUUUAGGGUUUAGUGAAUGAUUUGUCCCAAAUACAAUGCUUUUGGUUUUAGAAAUAUUUAGGACUAACUUAUUCCUUGUCACCCAUUCUGAAACUAACUCCAGUUCUUUAUUAAGUGUUGCAGUCAUUUUAGUCGCUGUAGUAGCUGAUGUGUAAAGUGUUGAGUCAUCCGCAUACAUAGACACAAUGGCUUUACUCAAAGCCAGUGGCAUGUCAUUAGUAAAGAUUGAAAAAAGUAAGGGGCCUAGACUGCUGCCUUGGGGAAUUCCUGAUUCUACCUGGAUUAUGUUGGAGAGACUUUCAUUAAAGAACACCCUCUGUGUUCUGUUUGACAGGUAACUCUUUAUCCACAAUAUAGCAGGGGGUGUAAAGCCAUAACACAUCGUUUUUCCAGCAGCAGACCAUGAUCGAUAAUGUCAAAAGCCACACUGAAGUCUAACAAAACAGCCCCCACAAUCUUUUUAUCAUCAAUUCUACAAGGUGGACUCUACAAUGUGUCAAAAGCGUUCCCUUUGGGUGGUGGACCAUUCUUGAUACACACAGAAACGGUUGAGCAUGAAAAACACAGCAGCGUUGCAGUUCUUGACACACUCAAACCGGUGCGCCUGGCACCUACACUCUUAGAAAAAAGGUGCUAUCUAGAACCUAAAAUGGUUAUUUGGCUGUCCCCAAAGGAGAACCCUUUGGAGAACCAUUUUUGGUUCCAGGUAUAACCCAUAUAUAGAACCCUUUUGGGUUCCAUGUAGAACCCGUUUCACAGCGGGUUCUACAUGGAACUCAAAAGGGUUCUACCUUUUAUAAGAGUGUACUACCAUACCCUGUUUAAAGGCACUUAAAUAUUUUGUCUUAUCCAUUCAGCCUCUGAAUGGCACACAUUCACAAUCCAUGUCUCAAUUGUCUAAAGGCUUAAAAAUCCUUCUUUAACCUGUCUCCCCUUCAUCUACACUGAUUGAAGUGGAUUUAACAAGUGACCUCAAUGGAAAGAGCAAGUGUUCCUAAUGUUUUGUACACUCAGUGUAUAAAGUAUGGUUACAUUUUUUUUUUUUUUUUUUUUCAUUUGAAGGAGUUGCCAUGGCGCCCUGGUAGCAACCUAGACAGAGCUCUUGUAAUGUGUACAUAUUUAGUUAUUUUAAAGUGUUUUUAUCCAUUGUUUUGGAACCAACAUUUUAAUUUUUGAUAAGCAUAUACUGUAUAUGGUGGUUUUGAGCCACGGAUUUGCAGAUUGACUGACAGGUCAACUCUUUUUGUCUUAGCUGGCUAAUGUUUUUGUUUGAAAAAUGCAUCUGGACACAGUACCAGCUUUUUUAUUUCACUUGGCUGCCAGUUUCUGAUCUUUUGAGAACAUCGUGAGAGAAAUGGGAGAUGGAGGAAUACAGUGCUGAGGCAGAGGGCUCGUAGAGAGGAUACUUUCUACUAUUCUGAACUUUGUGUGGUGAGCUUUCUGGUGCCCAGAGCUGCCGAGGCAUCACCCAAGUGGGUGCUUCACAGAGUGGAAAAGGUCAAGUCCAGUGGCUAUAUGACUCAGGCUGGUACCCAGACUUGCCCAAUGCAAGUUCACCAGCAGACUCCAUCACCAUCAUUUACCAUCCUCUGACCAGCUCCCUCCGCUCAAGCCAUGAACUGACCCUCUCCAUCAGCAGAGGAUGCAGCAUUGAAAUACUUGGCCUCUAUUGGUUGACCUGACCUGUCAUGAUACAGUGGGCAUAAAAAGUAUUUAGUCAGCCACCAAUUGUGCAAGUUCUCCCACUUAAAAAGAUGAGAGAGGCCUGUAAUUUUCAUCAUAGGUACACGUCAACUAUGACAGACAAAAUAAGAAAAAAAAUCCUGAAAAUCACAUUGUAGGAUUUUUUAUGAAUUUAUUUGCAAAUUAUGGUGGAAAAUAAGUAUUUGGUCAAUAACAAAAGUUUCUCAAUACUUUGUUAUAUACCCUUUGUUGGCAAUGACACAGGUCAAACGUUUUCUGUAAGUCUUCACAAGGUUUUCACACACUGUUGCUGGUAUUUUGGCCCAUUCCUCCAUGCAGAUCUCCUCUAGAGCAGUGAUGUUUUGGGGCUGUCGCUGGGCAACACGGACUUUCAACUCCCUCCAAAGAUUUUCUAUGGGGUUGAGAUCUGGAGACUGGCUAGGCCACUCCAGGACCUUGAAAUGCUUCUUACGAAGCCACUCCUUCGUUGCCCGGGAGGUGUGUUUGGGAUCAUUGUCAUGCUGAAAGACCCAUCCAGGUUUCAUCUUCAAUGCCCUUGCUGAUGGAAGGAGGUUUUCACUCAAAAUCUCACGAUACAUGGCCCCAUUCAUUCUUUCCUUUACACGGAUCAGUCGUCCUGGUCCCUUUGCAGAAAAACAGCCCCAAAGCAUGAUGUUUCCACCCCCAUGCUUCACAGUAGGUAUGGUGUUCUUUGGAUGCAACUCAGCAUUCUUUGUCCUCCAAACACGACGAGUUGAGUUUUUACCAAAAAGUUCUAUUUUGGUUUCAUCUGACCAUAUGACAUUCUCCCAAUCCUCUUCUGGAUCAUCCAAAUGCACUCUAGCAAACUUCAGACGGGCCUGGACAUGUAAUGGCUUAAGCAGGGGGACACGUCUGGCACUGCAGGAUUUGAGUCCCUGGCGGCGUAGUGUGUUACUGAUGGUAGGCGUUGUUACUUUGGUCCCAGCUCUCUGCAGGUCAUUCACUAGGUCCCCCCGUGUGGUUCUGGGAUUUUUGCUCACCGUUCUUGUGAUCAUUUUGACCCUACGGGGUGAGAUCUUGCAUGGAGCCCCAGAUCGAGGGAGAUUAUCAGUGGUCUUGUAUGUCUUCCAUUUCCUAAUAAUUGCUCCCACAGUUGAUUUCUUCAAACCAAGCUGCUUGCCUAUUGCAGAUUCAGUCUUCCCAGCCUGGUGCAGGUCUGCAAUUUUGUUUCUGGUGUCCUUUGACAGCUCUUUGGUCUUGGCCAUAGUGGAGUUUGGAGUGUGACUGUUUGAGGUUGUGGACAGGUGUAUUUUAUACUGAUAACAAGUUCAAACAGGUGCCAUUAAUACAGGUAACAAGUGGAGGACAGAGGAGCCUCUUAAAGAAGAAGUUACAGGUCUGUGAGAGCCAGAAAUAUUGCUUGUUUGUAGGUGACCAAAUACUUAUUUUCCACCAUAAUUUGCAAAUAAAUUCAUUAAAAAUCCUACAAUGUGAUUUUCUGGAUUUUUUUUCUCAAUUUGUCUGUCAUAGUUGACGUGUACCUAUGAUGAAAAUUACAGGCCUCUCUCAUCUUUUUAAGAGGGAGAACUUGCACAAUUGGUGGCUGACUAAAUACUUUUUUUGCCCACUGUAUGAUGCUUGUAAGUUUGUUCUUUGCUUAUGCGCUUUGAGAUUUCUAUUAUGAAAAGCGCUAUAGAAGUUACAUUUAUUAUUAUUUGCUCUGUUAAACCCACCCUUUUGGAAUGACUUUGAUAGCAACAGUGAAUCUAUUUAGUUAUUAAGUGGAGACCUCUCAAUAAUCAUUCUCACAAUAGCACAUUGGUAGUAGUCAGUGACAAAUAUCAAAGCUAAGCAGGGCAGGGCUAGGUUAAAACCCUGGGUGGUAGACCAUAGGAAUAGCUGUAGAUACAUCCAGUUGGAGGUGCUGCCCAGCAUAUUUUUUCUGAUAGUGGAUAUUACGUCGAAGAUCUGACGUUGUUAAAAAGGUACAAAUUUAACAUUUUAUACAUGGUUUGUCUAUGUUGAAUGAUGAAACAGUACUGGUUGACUUUUUGCAAAUCCAAAUGUGUUUUACACGUAGAUUCUACGUCACAAUACGUGUGGCAAAUUACAUUGAAACAAUGUUGAUUCAACCAUUUUGUGCCCAGUGGGAUCACACAGUUCCAUGGUCAGGGCAACCAAUAGGCCAGGGUAUACUAUUGUACACUAUUCUCCCUAUUAUAAUUCUAUGUACGCUAAUCUUCCAACAUUACCAUUGGUUGAAUACCUGAAUGUGGCAAUUUUUCAAAUGAAUUAAAAGUUUUUUUAUUUUGUGUGUAAAUGCGCUCUAACCAUAUUUUUCCAUGUGCAGCCUAGGGUUCAUAAAACUUUAAAUCUAUGCAUGGAUUCUGAAACUAAAGAUAAAUAUGUUUUGAUGGCUAUCUUUCAUUGAUCUCCAUUAUGAACGCCUUCUUCAUAGGCUACAUUCUAAUGUUGUGCAGAUCAAAUUCUGUAUUUAAAGGGAUUGCUUUAGAAAAAUUAACCAAAAAUAAAACACCCUGAUCAAAUUGGUAGGCUACCCAGUGGGUGUAUUUUCUGGGAUUUAAUUAAUUAUAUUAAUUGUGCUCCACGGACCCACACGCAAAUCUUGUUGCGCACGUGCAUAGGGUAAGUCUGAAUACGCCCUUUGUAUGGAAUAGGGUGCCAGCCUUAAUGUUUACACAACAAUUUUUUGGCAGAAACAUUUACUUCACUUUUCAUAAUGUGUUAAAUAAGAAGUAAGUUGAGUUCCAAAUUUAAUGAUAUUCAUCAUUGGAAACCUAAACCCGACAAAUUAAGUACUAAGGCAAUACACAAGACAAGGCACCUUGACUGAACUGCACCAGUCAGUCACAUGAUUUACUUCUGGGAAUGCUGUCUGUUUGUAGGUCUACAUAACAACAUCAAUCACAUACAAAUAGACCAAGAAUAAAAUUGUAAUCUAAUGGAUUACAUUACACAAUUGAUUAAAUGUAUUGUAACACAUUAAAUAACGUUAUAUUCAAUGGAUUUGGUUGCUUAACCUCCCCACCUCCUCAGUGACCAGGCAUCUUUAUUUUCAUGUUCCCUCAGGUGCUGUUCAAUGUGUUUAAUGCAUUUGUGUCGCUUGGAGGGGCAAAAAUCGACGCUGUAGAGAUCAUCAAAGGCAUAAGUACGUAAGAGCACCACACCUUGGCUACGUCCCAAAUGGCACCCUAUUCCUUAUAUAGUUCACUUAUUUUGACUAUGGCCCAUAUGGCUCUCGUAAAAAGUACUGCAUUAUGUAGGGAAUAGGGUGCCAUUUGGGACGCAGUGUUUGAUUCUCAGGCCAACAAAUAGUGCCCUGUCACGUAGUCAACAGGGACAGCUUGAAGCAAACUGCUAGGGUAAUGCAACAAGCAAUAUAGUAUGUAAUCUGUCUAACCCAGGGGUAGGCAACCCUGGUCCUGGAGAGCUGUUUUUGAUUUAACCAACCUGAAAGACCAGGUAUGUUGAAUUUAGGCAGUCACUGAACUGAUCAAUUAGCUCAGUUGGUCAGGUGGGGUGCCUAGUUGGGACAAAAUCCUGCGGCUCUCCAGGAACAGGUUGUAUGUAUUGUAUUUAUUCAUGAAAUAAUGAAUAUCUUUGUUCCCUGUUUGCCUCUCCAUAUGUCAUUCUGUCUCGCUUUUUCUUCCCCUCUCUUUCACCCUCCUUCCCUUUUCUCUCUCUUAUCACCCUCCUCUCUCUUCCUCCUCUGCCCUGUGCAGUCUCGUUCUUCGUGGUGGCACUCGGAGGCUCCCUGGUUGGUGUUAUCUUUGGUCUGCUGAUCUCGCUCCUGACCAGAUGCACCAAAAACAUCCAGAUUAUCGAGCCAGGCUUCAUCUUCGUCCUGGGCUACCUCUCUUACCUCACAGCCGAGAUGCUCUCGCUAUCCGCUAUCCUGUCGUAAGUCCUUCUGAGUGUUAUGUUGAUUUAUUAGGACUUUUACAACCUUUCCAUUAAGGGGUAUUCCACUGAAAACCUAACAUGAUAUUUCCACUUACCUUGGCUUAGUUUUUAGAUACAGUAUGUAUUUCAGUUACAUAACUCAUUUUUUUCUAAGAGUGUACUACCUAGAACCUAAAAGAGUUCUUCAGCUGUCCCCAUAGGAAAACCAUUUGAAGAACCCUUUUUGGUUCCAGGUAGAACCCUUUUUGGUUCCAAGUAGAACCUUUUUGGGUUCCAUGUAGAACCCUUUCCACAGAGGGUUCUACAUAGAACCCAGAAGGGUUCUACAUGGAAACAAAAAGGUUUCUACUAUGGGGACAGCCGAAGAACCCUUUUGAGCCAUGUAUGACCCUUGAGGUUGACUCUGGUCAACUAUGGCAGAGCGCUCUACAUACCAUUUAUAUACAGUACCUACUGCGUUUUAGUCUAUAUUCUAAGUGACAUGACCCUUUUCUUGCUUUACCAUAGGUGUACAUUCUGUGGCAUCUGCUGUCAGAAGUAUAUUAACGCCAACAUGGACGAGAGGUCGGUCAGCACGGUACGAUACGUAAUGAAGGUGUUCGCAAAUGGCUCAGAGACCAUCAUCUUCGUCUUCCUCGGCAUCUCGGCCAUAGAUCCGUCUAUAUGGGUGUGGAACACAGCCUUUAUCCUCCUCACACUCCUCUUCAUCUUUGUGUUCAGGUUCAUA